Molecule: messenger RNA, 1305 nt
Organism: Didymella exigua CBS 183.55
Lineage: Eukaryota; Fungi; Ascomycota; Dothideomycetes; Pleosporales; Didymellaceae
Product: mannitol 1-phosphate dehydrogenase
Exons: 1
Coding region: 1-1305 (434 amino acids)
Biological process (GO): secondary metabolite biosynthetic process
Molecular function (GO): FAD binding
Source: RefSeq, a predicted model, not a curated record
AUGAACGGUACCAUCUUCGAAAACCAUAGUGAACACCCGAUUGCAAUCGUUGGCGGUGGUCUGGGCGGUCUUGCUUUGGCUAUUGGUCUGCUCAAGCACGGAAUACGUGUUCAUAUCUACGAGUCUACGGAGGCUUUUUCCGAGAUCGGUGCAGGUGUCGCCUUUGGUAUUAACUCGAUUACGGCACUACACAAAAUCGACCCAAACCUGCUCGAAGGCUACAAGAAGCAUGCCACCUUCAACGCUGAUGACGAUCGUGCCAGCACAUUCAUGUCUUACCGUUGGGGCAUGGAUGGGAGGAAACAUGGACACAGAGCAGGAGAUAUGAUGUGGAACCUUAACGACAAAUGGCGACCCGAGCGGGCACAUGCUCUGGGUGUGAAGACAAGAAGUUGCAUUCACAGGGCACGGCUGCUGGACGAGCUGGUGGCGCUAUUACCCGCGAACAUCACAAGCUUCAAGAAGAACUUCGUCACCGCUGAAGAGCAGAAUGACGGAUCGCUCGAGCUGCAUUUUGCAGACGGCACAACUGCUGUGGCAAGCGCAAUCAUAGGAUGUGAUGGGAUCAAGAGCAAGGUACGACAGCUCGUAUGCGGCCCAGACCUACAAGCAACGUACGCUGGCGAAGUAGCCUAUCGGGCCAUGGUACCCAGAGCCGAUGCUGAGAAAGCACUCGGAGCCGACCUUGCGCUCAACGGUACCAUAUACUGCGGAUAUGGCGGAUACAUCGUCACAUACCCCGUCGAAAACUAUGACUUCGUCAAUAUGGUCGCCAUACCACACGAUGUAGGCGAGACAUGGUCUUGGAGCCAGGAUGAGUGGACCGUGCCAGCAACCUCCGAUGAGAUCCGUCAGCGCUUUGAGGGAUGGUACAAACCGCUCAUUGACAUCAUAUGUGAACACAGUUUGCCAUGCAAGUGGGCUUUGUUUGACUUGCAGCAUAAUGCACCUUACUGCAAGGGGAACAUGUGUCUACUCGGCGACAGUGCCCACGCAACUACACCACAUCUCGGCGCAGGCGCGGGCAUGGCAAUGGAAGACGCGUAUUUACUCAGCAGUCUGAUCGCUUCGAUCGACAGCAUCGUGCAGAUUGGAAAUGCAUUUCGAGCAUACGACGCUGUAAGACGACCGCGUACGCAAGGUUGUAUCGAGAGAAGCCGCAAUGCAUCGAUAGCGAUGGAUUUUCUGACACCAGAAAUCGCUGAUGAUACAAUUGCGCUGAAGCAGAUGAUGGAGAUCUCUUACGAGUGGCUAUGGCACGAGGAUCUCGAACUGCAGCUUUGCGAAGCAAAGAAGCUUCUCUAG